CGGGUGGGCGCUUAAUGUAGGGCGCGCCCUGACGCUCUGGCAGCCUCCAGGGUGUCUCUCCCGUCCCGAUCACCAUAGGGUGCCCCGCACCAGCAGCCUUCGUUCCGCAGGCGCCGCGGGAGCCCCGAGGCCCGGUGGUGGAGUCGGCGCUGCUGCCAGAGGCGCCAGCUCUGCUGCUUCUCUCCCUCCGUCUCGCCUUGGCAAGGAUGGGUGCGCCCGGGCGCCCGGCUGGAGUACCUGGGGACAUGGAGAGAACCCCGAUUUGUCCUUUCUGUGCGCUCCCCCGUGCACCCCUCACCCUUUCGGGUAAGAGGAUGAGGUUUAAAGAGUUCGUCCUGCCAGGAUCUUAAGGCCAAUGGCAGGAAUUCGGGCAGAGGGUGUGUAGGAAGAUGGUGUCAGGUAGAGGCGCGGUUUUUUGACUCGCGGCCCACAAAUGAAGGCGCUGACCCUCCUAGCAGAGGAGGAACCACGGGACGUAAUAUUUCUUGGACUAGUUUCUCUUCGUCUUUCUCUGGAACUUAAAACCGAAACAAUUAAGAAUCUCAAAGUGAAGGAACAGAGACUAGUGUGGCCGCGGUGUGCCCUGCGGGAUGGCGAAUUCGUGCGAAGGACCCCACACGGUGAUCUCCAGGACCCCCAAGGGCGGGAGCGGAUGCCCCGGAACCGGGGCGGGGAUGGGGGAACUUUCCUGGCCUCGCCAACACCUUGGGCACAGCAGGGCGGGGAAGAGGGCGGAGGUGUCACCCGCCAGAGGAGCUGUCCGAGAAGCAGACCCCGAGCCAGUGUCCCGGGGGUGGCUCCGCGGCAACCCGCUGCAGGCGGAACCUGCGUUGUUGUCCCCAGUGCAGGGUCUGGCCUGGACUCUUGCGCGCGGAGCGGGGAUAAGUCACCAGGUCGAGCGAAGACGCGGGGUAGGGCAGAUGGAGGAAGCUAGAGGCUCUCCGAAGGGAGCGGCCAGGUCAGAGGCAGAGGCCUCGACCUCCCCUGAACUAUUGGCCCGAGGCGCGGGGACUCCCAGCAAGUCUAAGGAGGCACUUGGAAACCACCUUUUCUUACUGAAAGGCCUGACUCUGGGGUUUCCCCCCUGCGCUUUGGCCUUCCCCCACAGUGCCCGGGGAGGAGACUGAGAGAGGCUUCUUCCUGCGGCAGCUGUUGCCCCCCAGCCUUCGCUGGUCUCCGGGUGUGAUCCACCCGCGUGGGGGAGGUGGAAUGUAGGGUAUCGAGGGUGCAGGAACCCCCAUGCCUCCUCCCUGAACUUGGCGUGGGGUUUGGGGAGAGAGACGAUGUGAAUCAAACUCGGGAGGUGGCAAGGGGCUUGCUGCUCUGCCCACAACCAGGGGGCUGCAGUACUUUCUCUUCUAGGGGCCCCUGGUGCCCACAGUGUUCCAGACUCCUCAAGUCGCUGGCUCCUCCGGGGACGUCAGGGCCCUGGCAUGAGUUGUGGGACCACCCCGACCCCAGAGGGGCUGUUGGCUGCUUCCUGUAUGGAGACUCCCUCGGGUCCUCAGCAUCCACUUCUCUUUCGGCGUCCCAUGGAAGCUGAUGCAGGCGCUGCCGGGUUUUCCCACUUUCCAGCAUCCACAAAGCUAGGUCUGAGGCUGCAGAAAUGUCACCCCUGAGACUGCAGACCUCUUCCGCUGUCAAGGAGUGGGGCAGACCCCUGACCAGCCCUGCCCUUCUCCAUCCCUUUCCAGCAGUGGGGCGGGAUGUAGGAGGGACUUCCUGAGGGCUGCCCUAUAUCUUCUGGGGUCCCCUGGAAAUCGGGGCAACUGUUUCCAUCUGGAGGGAAAAUAGGGAUAGGGCGUGAAGGCACUGGAAUUCACAAUUCUUGGCAUAAGGAUGGUCGGAAUCAAAUCUAAACCCACUUGGGGAAGGAGGAAGCCACCUUGGGAAGCUGAUGCUGACCCUGGUCCUGCUACACCUGGCUUCAGGCAACACUCCCUGAGGCUGAAGACCUUUCUGAGGUUUGCUGCGCAGGCCCUCCCUUGGCCCUGCCUGGCCUGCCUGAAGGGGCUGUGCCAUACUGACAUGAGGCCAGAAUUAUAAUUUAAAAACCUUUGUAUUGAACAGCAGUGCUGGGCCGACCAGGCAGUGGGACUCACCCAGAUUUCCUCCUUGCCCUGGGCACAGGAGUCGGCCUUUCUGGUCUCCCAGCUGCACCACCCCUGGCACAGCUGCGGGCCCAACCAUGUGUGUGGGGUCUUUGGGGGAAGAUUGCCUUCUCUCUGUGUCAACAGAGCUUUCCUCCAUCCACUUUCACUUAGCUGGAAUCGCCUGUGACUGGUGACUAUCACCCCUCUAUUCUAAGAGCAAGGCCUUUGGGAGGAAGGCUACCCAAUGCUAUGAACCACACUAAAUGUAUGGUGACCGCCAGCAGACUUGGGGGUUGGGGGAUGGGCUGCAGGGUGAGAGAUUGAGAAUUUGGUCUGGGGGACCCAAAUGAGAAUUUAUCUCCAUAUGCCUUCCCUCCCCCAGCUCAGUGAGUCAGGUUUCUGAGUUGUCUUGUCUGGCCACUUUCAUUUCCCCUGGGGCUGGGUGGAGGCUGGUGAAGAAAGGGGAACUGAGCCGUCCAUCUUCUGAGGCCUGGGGGCAGGGCAGGAGCUUUCCCACCCUCCCUGGCCCAGCCUGGAGCUGGGCACUGCUCUAAGGAUGGAGACUUCUUUGCAGGAUGUGGCACUUAGCAGCCACAACCCCAAAAGGUACCAGGCAGAGAAUUUCGGGGGAAACUGAGGCUCACUGUUCCAAGGCCAAAGCAAACCUGGAACAACAGAGGGCAGUCAACUUUCCACCGAGGCAGGCCAGGAAACCCCCUGGGGUUUGAGGACCUCCCAGGCAGCAGCCCGGCCCUGGUUGGAUGGCUUUAGCCGUUAGAAAAUUCUUCAGCCUGGGCCAUCUUCGUCAGUGAAGGCUAUCCUGGUGUUGACUCAAACCCUAGUCCCUUUGCACACAGUGGUACCUCAAACAUUAAGGAUGGCUCUCAUCCCCCUCCCCCACCCCUGAGUGUUCACUUCACCAACCCGAUACCCCGUUUCCUUCAGCCGUUCCUUCCCUGAGAGGCCUGCCAGCCUUGGACCCUAGCCGGCAUUGGAGCCUCAGCAGCCUUCCUCUUGGGUCCAGUCUCACUCCCUUUGACCCGGAAGAGGGUCCUGGAGAGAGCAGGGCUGGUGGCGGGAGAUCAUCCGGAGGACAGAAUGCUUCCAGCAUCUGGGGUGUACCAGACCAUGAACCAGCCCGCCCCAGGUGCCCUCCCGCCGCCCCGCCGUGUGCGGCUGAAGCCCUGGCUGGUGGCCCAGGUGAACAGCUGCCAGUACCCAGGGCUUCAGUGGGUCAAUGGUGAAAGGAAAUUCUUCUACAUCCCCUGGCGACAUGCCACACGGCACGGCCCAAGCCAGGAUGGAGAUAACACCAUCUUCAAGGCCUGGGCCAAGGAGACGGGGAAGUACACCGAGGGGGUGGACGAGGCCGAUCCGGCCAAGUGGAAGGCCAACCUGCGCUGUGCCCUUAACAAGAGCCGUGACUUCCGCCUCAUCUAUGACGGGCCCCGGGACAUGCCGCCUCAGCCCUACAAGAUCUACGAGGUCUGCUCCAAUGGCCCUGCUCCCGCAGAGUCACAGCCCAGCGAGGACCACACGCGUGGUGCAGGAGAGGAGGAGGAGGAGGAGGAGGAAGAGGAAGAGCUCCAGAGGAUGUUACCAAGCCUGAGCCUCACAGAAGCAGUGCACCCUGGUCCCCCCAUGGCACCCUAUUCUUUACCCAAAGAGGAUGUCAAGUGGCCACCUACUCUGCAGCCUCCUGCAGAGCUGGGCCCCCCUGCUCCAGGACCCAACCUCCUGGGCCCUGCCCCUGCCUAUGGGGAGCUUCUCCCUGAGGUCCUGCCGAGCCUGCAGCACGGGGCCCUGGCUGCCAGCCUGCCCCCUGCAAGCGAACAACUCCUGCCCGACCUGCUGAUCAGCCCUCACAUGCUGCCUCUGACUGACCUGGAGAUCAAGUUCCAGUACCGUGGGCGGCCACCCCGUGCCCUCACCAUCAGCAACCCACAUGGCUGCCGGCUCUUCUACAGCCAGCUAGAGGCCACCCAGGAGCAGGUGGAGCUCUUUGGCCCUGUGAGCUUGGAGCAAGUGCGCUUCCCCAGCCCUGAGGACAUCCCCAGUGACAAGCAGCGCUUCUACACGAACCAGCUGCUGGAUGUCCUGGACCGCGGGCUCAUCCUCCAGUUGCAAGGUCAGGAUCUGUAUGCCAUCCGCCUGUGCCAGUGCAAGGUGUUCUGGAGUGGGCCCUGUGCCUUUGCUCAUGGGUCACACCCCAACCCCAUCCAGCGAGAGGUCAAGACCAAGCUCUUCAGCCUGGAGAAUUUUCUCAAUGGGCUCAUCCUGUUCCAGAAGGGCCAGACCAACACCCCACCACCGUUUGAAAUCUUCUUCUGCUUCGGGGAGGAGUGGCCUGACCGCAAACCCCGAGAGAAGAAGCUCAUCACUGUACAGGUGGUGCCCGUAGCAGCUCGGUUGUUGCUGGAGAUGUUCUCAGGGGAGCUUUCCUGGUCGGCUGAUAGUAUCCGGCUACAGAUCUCAAACCCAGACCUCAAAGACCACAUGGUGGAACAGUUCAAGGAGCUCCAUCACAUCUGGCAGUCUCAGCAGCAGUUGCAGCCAGUGGCCCAGGCCCCUCCUGCUGGUGGGGCCUGGCCCAUGCACCCAGCCGGCAUGCAGUGAGGUUGCAGAUAGUGACUGAACUAGGCUUCUUGGGUGGCUGCAUGGAUUAAUGUGGAGGUGUGACAGCCCCAGGGGGCAUCUGACUGGCUGCAGGGUCCUAUCUCUGGGUCUCCGGGAAGUGUAUUUGGGCCAAAAUAGAGGAAAGAGAGGCCCAAAUUCCAGGUUCUCCCUGCAGACAGAAGGCAAAGGAAGCUGGAAGCCAGUUUUGCUAUGGGGGCUGUAUCUUCUGGACAUGCCUCUCCUCUGCUCACCCUGGUCUCCUGGCUCUGGAAGAACUCAGCCAUCGACACCAGUGAGCAGACAAGGAACUCCGACUCCGGGGCCGUCGCUGUCCAGAGGGAAUUGCGCCAGCAUGCCCUCAUUUCCUCUGGCAGAAAGAGCUAAGAGCUCUGGGCCCGGUCCCCUUAGCAGGGCCUCUGCAGGGCACGGGCCUGACUUUGAGCCUAACUUCAUCUUUCUCCUUCCUGAGACAGAUAUGAGCACUUAGGUAUUAUACCAGAUACUUAAGGCUGGCAGCUACCUCUUCUUGAGAGUCCAAGAACCUGGGGUAGAAAGUGGAGUUUUAUAUAUUUUUGGAUUAAUAAAUGUUAAAAACAUUCAGCUAUUCUUUUACUUUUUCCAGCACCAGCUGCUUCCAUGCUAUUCUACUAGACCCUCUUUCUGAUGCCAGCUGGCCCUUCCUCCUAGCACCUCCCCUUCAUCUCUGGUGCCAUUGACACAGAGAGGGCCUGCCUUCCAGGCUGAUGAGUCAGCGGGGCCUUCAUAAACACUCACCUGGCUGGCUGCUUUCCAGGAGGAAGCUGACUAAAGCAAGGGUAUGGAUUUUUAAAUGUGUGCAGAAUAUAAAAUCCUGUCCAAAUCAAUUUUCCCAUAAGAAAUGAUGAAAAAGGGCUGGUAUUUCAAUUACAUCGCAAUCUUUAUCCUUCUGUAUAUUUGCACGCUAUUAAAUAUAUUAGGACAAUGAAUGUAAAUUGGUAGCUCAUUGUUUGAAUCUGGCUCAUAGAUAUAAUUUUCUGGCUUGAAUAAUUUUGUUUAUCUUUUUAUUAUGGAAGAUUUUAAACAUUUGUGAAAGUAGGGAGAAUGGUAUGAAAUCCCCAUGUAGUAACUUCAACAAUUGCCAAUUCAUAGUCUUUCUCAUCUAAACUACCAUCCACACCCCCACCCUGAGGUUAUUUUGAAGCAAAUCCUACCUACACCUAACAUUUUGUGUUGUCAGCAUGUAUCUCUAAGAAGACAGGGACAUUCUGAAAAAACAAAACCACGAUAUCAUCACAUCUAAUGUGAAGACAUUAACUUUUAUAAAAUACCUAUUGUUUAAAAAUUUAAGACAUUAGAUAAAUUUUAUUGCAAUUUAAUUGUGGAAGAAACCAAAUUGUUCUGCAUUCUGCUUUUGCCUAGAUGCUGGCUGCUCUGCUAUUAACGUAUUUUGUCUUCUGUAUUUCCUGUAAAUUGGUACUUUGAUCUAGACUCUGAAUUCUAGAGGCUCAACUGAAUGGAGCUUUUUUAACUACCUAGUUUUAGGUAUUUGUCUCCAUCUUUAGUUAUUAUACAUCAUGCUACAGUGAAGAGGCUUGUGCAUACUCAUCUUUUCAUAGUUUUGCCAGUGUAUCUUUGGGAUGGAGCCCCAGAAAUGGGAUUUCUGGGCCAAAGGAAAAAUAUAUGUAAUUUUUCUAGAUAUUGGCAAAAUCCUAUUAAACCUGAGUGUGCCUGUUUCCCCAAUCACACCAACAAACUAUACUAACAUUCUGGAUUUUUGCCAACCUGACAGAUCAAAAAUAGUAUCUUAGUGCCACUUCUCAUUAUGAGCAAGGCCAAGCGUCUUUGUGUGGUUAAGUGGCCUGUGCGGAUUUUAAAAAAAUUUUAGAAUAGUUUUAGAGUUACAGAAAAGUUACUUGAGAGUUCCUAUAUACCUCAUACCGUUUCCCCAAUUGCUAACACCUUAUGUUACUAUGGUAUAUUUGUCACAACUAAUGAAUCUGUAUGAAUACACUAUUAUUGACUCAAUUCCAAUCUUUAUUCAGAUUUAAUUAGUUUUUAUCUAAUAUCCUUUUUCUGUUCCAGGAUCCCAUCCAAGUUAUCGCAUUACAUUUAGUCAUGUCUCCUUUGCCUCUACCGGUCUGACAAUUUCUCAGAGGUUCCUUGUUUUUGACUUUGAGGGCACACAUGAGAAAGUCCCCUAUUUUGGGUUUAUCUCUUGCGUUUCUCAUGGUUUUUGUAAGGAAGACCACAGAGGUGAAGUGUCAUUCUCACAUCAUCACACUGAGGGCACAUGCUACCACCGUGAUUUUUUCGUGAUCACCUGGCUAAGAUAGUGUUUGUCAGGUUUCUCUACCAUAGGUGACGCCUCUUCCCACCUUUUCCAUACUGCACAUACACACAGAGGUUUCAGAAUUGUUAACCCAUACCCUUUAAGAAACUUUACCGACUAGAACACAGUGUUUAUGUACAGUUCCUUUUGUCUUUAGUUUUCAAUCAUUUACCAAGGUUAGCACUUUUCCCCACUGGCCUGUAUAGCUCUAUUUCCUCUUUAGAUUGAAAUAAGUUGUCAACACUUUAAGAUUAGUAGAUGUCACCCACCUGAUUUCCAGCUUCUUUCAGGGAAUUGGGAAAUACAGAAGCAUUCCCAUUACAUUCUCCAAUAGCGAUAAUGAGCUGGAACUUCAGAUGGGCGAGUUCAGUACAGUCCUCUCCCAGCCUGCUUCCCUCCUUUCACUGCCUUGUCCCUGAAGGCAUCUGGGUUAGAAACCCUUGAUGAACAGUGGAGCAGGGAGCCCGAGAAUAGAUGAACUAUGGAAUCUUGGAAGGAAGAUCUGCACUAGGUGACUACUUGUAGAUGGAUUUCUCUAAUACUGCAGGAAGCUCAGUGGCUGCUGCAAAUCCUCUUUGGGCUUCGACUUUUUGACUUUUUAAAAAAUAAAACAAAAAUGAAAAUGAAAAA
Pteropus alecto (black flying fox) is the source of this 7647-nucleotide messenger RNA. RefSeq names its product interferon regulatory factor 5 (gene IRF5). Gene Ontology annotation, molecular function: protein binding; DNA-binding transcription factor activity, RNA polymerase II-specific; RNA polymerase II cis-regulatory region sequence-specific DNA binding. The coding region runs from base 3192 to 4709 and encodes 505 amino acids. NCBI's taxonomy places the organism in Eukaryota, Metazoa, Chordata, Mammalia, Chiroptera, Pteropodidae. The transcript has 9 exons. Gene Ontology annotation, biological process: regulation of transcription by RNA polymerase II; immune system process. The record is from RefSeq and is a predicted model, not a curated record. Gene Ontology annotation, cellular component: nucleus.